Molecule: messenger RNA, 1488 nt
Organism: Cyphellophora attinorum
Lineage: Eukaryota; Fungi; Ascomycota; Eurotiomycetes; Chaetothyriales; Cyphellophoraceae
Exons: 4
Coding region: 1-1488 (495 amino acids)
Molecular function (GO): oxidoreductase activity, acting on the aldehyde or oxo group of donors, NAD or NADP as acceptor
Source: RefSeq, a predicted model, not a curated record
AUGGCUAGCAGCCCUGAGAUCACAGCCAUCCUUAGCACCGUGAGCGAGGGACGCACGAAGGACCUGAGAUACCGACAAAGACAACUCCUAUCGCUUCAUAGUUGGAUCGACACUCAUGCAACCGAAAUUGCUGGUGCUCUUGCCGCGGAUGACGGUCGGUCGCCUCUCGAAGCUGAGUUUGUUCUGUCAGCCGUGUUGAACGAGCUUCGACAUCAUUACGAGAGUCUCGACCUCAAAAAGGAGCUAGCGGUCGAGUAUAGCAUCAAGAAGGGCAAAGAAAAUCCUGAUCGACGAGUUGCCGAAGAUCUAGUGUACUUGGUCCCCGCGAGAUCGUCGCUUGUCUUCAGUGUCCUCGUUGUAUUAUGUGCAAGUAUCGCAGCCGGUUGCUGCUUCAUAGUCGAAGCUACCCCAGACGUUCUUCGUCGCUUGUUCUCCGAGUCACUGGACAGAAGGGCUUUCAUAACUGUCAGCAAUCGUCCAAUAGAGUCGGUCCUUCGUUCAUGCUUGGUAGUUGAUCAGGCCAACAGUUCUUCGUCAGACGCCGGUGGCAGAAUCCUCACCUGCGAUAGCCAGCGCCGAGCUGUGGCAAUUGUGGACAGAAGUGCCGAUUUGGAUCUGGCAGCCAAGGAGAUUGCCGCAUCGAGAUAUUUUGUGGGUGGAGAAGGCGACUAUGCCCCGGACUUAGUUUUGGUGAAUGAAUUUGCACGAGCUGAAUUUCUCGAGGCCUGGUCCAAGCACUGCACGGCGCUCAGUCAUGCAAGAUCGGCCAUGGACGGAUCUUGUUCUAGUGACGGCGCCCUCCAUCCAACUCUUGACGUCGGCAAGAGUUUUGUCACAAUACCUAGGUCUAGAACACAGGAUCCCUGCCUCAUGGGCCGAAAACAGCAUUCGGAGAUGAAAGGUGAAGGUCUUCGACUCGACGAGAUCAGUACACGGCAGGACUUGAACUUUGACGAAGCACGACGAGCCGACACCGUGACUCUACUGGCAUACACCAGUCUUGACGAUGCUAUCGAUUCGUUAGCCACCGUGCAACAGAAUGCGCUGCCAGCACUGUAUGUGUUUGCCGAUCUAGCGCCGGCCAAGUAUCUGUCACAUUUUAUCAAGACACAUGUUAGUUUUGUCAACCACAUCCCAGCCAAUCUUUUGAUUGGUCCCGUCGCACCGUCUGGCUAUCCCGUAUCAACAGAAUCACGAUAUCGCCGUGAGAUGUUUGAGUCGCCCAGUCCGCAAUUUGUCAACGUUGCUGCAAACGAGCUCGGGGUCGCAGAUGCUGUCGAGGUGGAGACCAGAACAUACAAGAGGUGGCACGAGGCGGCUAGGUCUCCUCUCAAACCGACAGGUCAGCCGCGUGAGGGCGACGUCAACUUCUUUGUGCAGGGUCUCCGCGCCGCGAUCGUCGUCUACGUCCUACCGGUCGCGCUAAUUGGGAUCUUCGGUGCGGGUUUUAUGGGAAAGAAAGCGCUUUCGUAUCUUAAGGCGAGGUAG